CCUAUACGAUUUCGUAAGAGAAUAUGGAUUGAUUCUAUCUUUAAUCUGAACUACUAAUAAUCGAUGGAGUGCCAUCCGAGAAGUCUCUAUCUAUGCCUGCAUGGAUCUUGGAUUCGAUGCUCGUUUUCAAGAGCUGAUGCAAUUGGAUGAUUUAUGCAUCGAGUUUGAUUAAUCUUUAGUAAAUUUAUGCCUCGAGCCACUAUAUAACCUGACCCGAACUGCUAAUUGUAAUAAUCAAUGAUUGUUCCAUUGAAGAUUCAGUGGGUAGCAGCCCAAAGUAUUUUCUACCAUCUCUACAACCAGGUCUCGUACAUGUCCCUCGACGAGAUCUCUCCCUUGACAUUUAGCGUCGGCAACACCAUGAAACGUAUAUCAGUUAUAGUCUCUUCUCAUCAUCUUCCACACGCCUGUCCAGCCCGUCAAUGCUCUUGGAGCCGCCAUUGCUAUCCUAGGAACCUUCUUGUAUUCUCAGGCAAAAGCUUGAUGAAAAUCAGGGGUUUGAGAAUUUUGAUUCAUCGCGCAACACAGAUGACGGAAGACGAAACAUCUGGAAGAAUUUAGCUCAGAAUAGUUUUUUUUUUGUAAUUUCUCUUUCAUGAUUUCGAUGAACGCCCGGGAUUCGGUCGGAUAAGAUCUUCAUAUUGUAGAUAAUCUUACAAUAAUGAUGAUUAUAAACAAUGUCAUGGGAAGGCCUGCUGUUCUUUUCUUAAUGUUUUGUUGCGGCUGAGAGGGAAUCUGCCUGAAUAAAACAAGGAUUAAUGCUGUGAGCCUUGGUCCCAUAUGAUCUGAUAUUUAAUAAAACAAGAACAAUGUUUGUGUUCAAAGGUUUCCUGUUA
Molecule: messenger RNA, 836 nt
Organism: Hibiscus syriacus
Lineage: Eukaryota; Viridiplantae; Streptophyta; Magnoliopsida; Malvales; Malvaceae
Exons: 3
Coding region: 238-561 (107 amino acids)
Source: RefSeq, a predicted model, not a curated record